This is a messenger RNA of Marmota flaviventris (yellow-bellied marmot), 351 nucleotides long. RefSeq names its product histone H2A-Bbd type 1-like. Gene Ontology annotation, cellular component: nucleosome. Lineage: Eukaryota; Metazoa; Chordata; Mammalia; Rodentia; Sciuridae. Gene Ontology annotation, molecular function: protein heterodimerization activity; structural constituent of chromatin; DNA binding. The record is from RefSeq and is a predicted model, not a curated record.
AUGGCUGGAAAAAAAUACCAUCAGAACUACAGGACUAAGAAGCAGACCAUCUCCAGAUGCACCAUAACAGAGCUGCGGUUCCCUGUGACCUGUGUGGACCGCCUCCUGAGACAAGGUCACUAUGCCCAGCAUCUAAGCUUUUUUACACCCAUUUUCCUGGCUGGUGUCCUUGAGUACCUAACAGCUAACAUCCUGGAUCUGGCAGCUCAGAAGGCCGAGAGCAACCGCAGGGCACACAUCACCCCGGAUCAUGUGAAGAAGGUGCUGGAAAAGAACCCGCAGCUCUGCCGCCUCUUCAAGGCUAACACCAAAUCCCUGGGAACUGACAAGGCCUACAAGAGUAAGAAGUAA